Biomphalaria glabrata is the source of this 6169-nucleotide messenger RNA. RefSeq lists its product as uncharacterized. Gene Ontology annotation, molecular function: proton-transporting ATPase activity, rotational mechanism; protein binding. The record is from RefSeq and is a predicted model, not a curated record. The transcript has 18 exons. The coding region runs from base 400 to 3075 and encodes 891 amino acids. Gene Ontology annotation, cellular component: vacuolar proton-transporting V-type ATPase, V1 domain. Gene Ontology annotation, biological process: proton transmembrane transport; signal transduction. NCBI's taxonomy places the organism in Eukaryota, Metazoa, Mollusca, Gastropoda, Planorbidae.
AAUAAUCUAGAAUUAUUUUACUUAUUCUAGAUCUAUUAUUAUUAUUAUAGUGUUAUAGUAUAAAUUAUACUCUGUCACUCUCUGUCUAUAGUAGAAGUAUAGUCAGUAUAGUGACAGUAUAGUCACUAUAGACGUGUGUAACACUAACAGUGUAGUUUCUUCCCUAGUGCUAUUAGAGCAUGGAAUGGGUUGCCUGAGCUAGCAAGGAAAACCAGUGACUUGGCUGAAUUUAAGUCAUUGGUUAAUAUGCAUGACUAAAUGCAUGACGCGUAGGACGUAAUCAUCUUCUUUUUUGAAUUUUUAGAAGAUGUUAGUGCAAACGAAUGAUUAGCUCAUAAAACUAUCAAAUAAAUGACUCUUAAAUUUCCAUCAAUUCAUCUUUUAAAACAACGCUAAAAAAUGCAAAGCCAGGUUCAUUCAAUUCACAAAACUCAGGAGACAGAAGAGAAAAAAAAUGAAAAUCAUAACUGCAACAAUGUCGAUAAUCUCCUUGCCAGUGUGGUAACAGAGCCGAUAUCAGCUGGAGAUGGAGACAAAGCAGACACAGGUAAAGAAAAUGGAAACAGUCCUAGCAAGGUCACCAAGACAAUCACUGCGCUGAAACCUUUGGAGAUAGAAGAGAAAAAAAGAUUGCUGUUGGAAAAUUGUGUCGAAACACUGCGCUCUAUUACAAAGUCUUCUGCCAGGGAAGCCGACGUGGACAAUGCACCGUUCACUCAUAAAUUUCGUAAAAGCGUCCUCCAUGUGGCUAAAGCCUACUUUGGAUUCAAGGAGGGAGAAGUGCCUUACUCUGUCAUCCAGGAACAUAGGGAAACAAUUGCUAGAGCAUUGGUGGAGCAUAAUAUUGUGCAUCUUUUGUGUGACACUCUGUCAGAAGUGUUAGUGCGAGAUGACUACUCAACCUCUGAGGGGAAAAUGAUCGUCAAUAACUGGUUUCCCAUGAAGAAUAUCAUUCUGACUUUGUUAAACUACAGCGAUUGUAAUGAUCAGGUCAAAAAAAUUAUAACAGAGCAUAGCCAAGUUUUGUCACUGAUUCUCAAAUUUCUCAGUGAUAAACUGCAAAGAUACCUGAACAGUGAAUUGACAGAAGACUUUGAAAAAAUGUGUAAAUGGUUUUUGUCCAUUGUUCACAAUUGUGGAGCCUUGAAAGAAAACCUCCAGAGGUUACGAGAGCUUAACGUCAUUCAGACAGUACUACCUUACCUGGAUUCUCAACAUGAAAGCCAUAGGCUGACUGUGUUAGCCAUCCUUGCUGAUCUGAUCAAUGAAGAGGAAGCCGAGCUGCUUUGUGCUGAUGUCACACUCUUUCAGUUCAUCCUCAAGUCAUUGGACAAGGCUCUGUCCACAGAGAGUCACAAGAACCUGGGCUGGUCAGCGCAAGAACUGACCAGGGCUGUCAAACAACUGGCUCGAAAUGAUGCCAAUAAGGAAAUUCUGGUCCAUGAAGGUUGCUUGCCUAUUCUUGUGAAACUACUGGACAUUGGGACAGAGGUAGAGCUUCAUGAAGCCAUUCACUGUCUGUGGGCUCUGUCAUUCAAUUUAAAGAACAAGAAGAGAAUGAUGGAGGAGCCAGAGCUUGUGGACAAAGUUUACAAGGGUUAUCAAACUGCAGACAACGGCUCAUUGAGGCAAGCUUUCCAAGGGGUUCUCUGGUCACUGAGAGAGGAGUUGGUCAAAUCAAGCCAGUUUCAAGCUAUUGGAGCUGAGAUUGGUCAUUUACAAAAUAAAGUUACAUCCAAUGCCGAACAAAGGGAGCAAACAUUUAAAGGCCCCAGUGACAUUAUGAAAGGCCAUGUUAUGAUAAGCUACCAGUGGGCCAAUCAAGAUACAAUCAAGAAAAUAUGUAGUGAGCUGAAAGCCAAUGGGGUUCAAGUCUGGAUCGACAUUGAUAACAUGGGAGGCUCCAUCAUUCAGGCCAUGGCGGAGGCAGUGGAGGAUGCUAACCUUGUCAUUUUAGCAAUGUCUCAGCUGUACAAAGAUAGUCCUAAUGCCAGAGCUGAAGCAGAGUAUGCAUUUCAGCUGCGCAAGAAAAUUGUUCCACUGAUCAUGCAAAGAAACUACAAGCCAGAUGGCUGGUUAGGUUUUGUUCUUGGCUCCAAGCUAUACUAUGACUUCAGUGGGAAGUAUCCAUUUGACGUUUCCAUGAAAAAGUUGCUGAAAGCUGUACUAGAACCUGCCUAUAAUGAUGAUGUGGACAGCCAGCCUUUGUUGAAACCAACUCAUAAUAUUGCCCUGGAUACACAACCACAAAAACCACCUGCUGCUUCAGUUGAUUUGGUGGAUCAAUUAAAAACUUGGACCAGUUCAGAUAUCACAAAAUGGCUGACCAAACACAAUCUGCACAUGACAGAGUUACAGAACUUGAGUCAACAGGAAAUUAUUUUCUUAUACAACUUAAAGCAAGAGGAGUCAAUCAAGCUUCCAGACCACACCCAGCCAUCAGAUUACAGUGAUGUACAGCCCAAGUCCUAUGAUCCUGAGUUUAUAUCCCAGAUAAGUAGCAAAAUGCAAGUUCCAGACAGGAUAUCCGUGGGCUCUGAUUUUGAAGCCAGAGAAACUAAACGGUCAGACUUUGCUGACAUGUCCAGCUUUGUAAGGAUGACUGUGCCAGAUAGAAUAGUUUUGGCAGGGGAUAACCAGCAUAUCGGUCUACGGCAGGAUCUGGAGCUGGAACUGCCAGCCAAUGCCCAUACAACAACUGACAUGUCCUACGUUGGCCUUAUAACACCUCCACGGAUAUUGACACUAGAGGAGAGGUUUCCGGUAGUUGAUGUGACUGAUGAGCAGAAAGUCCUGGAUGCCCAAGGAGGACCCACUAAACACAACUUCGUUGCAAAUGGGCAUGUAGUUGGGCCUAUACCAUACGAUCCUGGUGUCAAUUUGAAUGAUUCUGUGCUACUAAAUGAAGAGAAUGAAGCUACGUUACUUAGGACUCAGGUAGCAAAACUAACCAGGCGUGUUCAGGUGAUUGAGCAGGACAACCAGCGGAGAGCCAGCCGUGAGCUGGUCAUGUACCCUCUGAUACUGGGCUACUUUCUAUGGAAACUGUUGGGCUGGUUCACCCGGGAUAGAUGAGGACUUGAACCUCAACCUAUUGAACAUAGCAGUAGGAGUGGUUUGAAUAGAGGUCUGCUUAAUCAUUAGAUUAUUAUUGUGUAAUGAGUUAGUUAUCACCUACUCACAACCAGCGGUUACAUAUUGGACCAUUUAUGUGAGGUACUUAUUUAAGUAUCAUUUGCUGUCAUUCUAGAUUUUGAUUUAACGUUUUUUUAAUUGCACAUAACAUUUCAUGAAACUUUUGAAACUCCAAAAUUUCAAUCAUUUUGAAAUGUACGUGUUGAUAGAUUUAUACUUUCAGAUAGUUAACAUGGCUGAUCAUGCAUAUGUGUAUUUAUUGAAUUGUCAGUGCUUUCAUAAAUCCUGAAAUGUGAUUUGGAGUCACAACCUUGACAUAUUACCAGUUCACAUUUUUUUUUUUGGCCUUUUUUGUAUUGAUCUAGAUGUAUUUGUUUUAAUCAUUAAAUUUAUAUUUUUUAAAUAUAUUUCAAUGAAAAAAAUAUAUGUGGAUCUUCUUAUCUUUGUAUUCUGUAAUUUUUAUCUUCACUAUGUCCCCCUUGAAGUAAUAUAAUUCAGAUACUAUUCAUAAAAUCUUGACAGAGGUUACGAUAUUUUCUUGAAUGACUUUCUCUUUUUUUUUUUAAUUCUUCACCAACACAGUGUUGUACUUUUACAAUAUCAUCACUUUUCUCUCUUGUAUUUUCUCCCUUGUUCACAGACUUUUUCGUUUAAAUUUGAUCGAGUUUAAAAGAUAAAAAAGACAAAGUUUUGAUUGCACAGAAUGUCUCCAAGAAAUAUACCAGUUACGGUAUUUCUUAGCUUUCAUUUGUUAUGGAGAUAUUUCUUGUUGAAGAAGAAAAUAAUCUAGAUGUAAACUUUUUAUUGAAGAUAUUUUUUUUUGAGGAAGGUAAAUACAAAUUUUAGAAACUCGUUUAUAUGACAAAAUAUGCAAAUAUUAGAUUUCAGUUUGUGUGAUGUGUGAUUCGGACUAAAUGUGGAGAUUUUAGUUUGUGUGGUGUGUAACUCGGAUAAAAAUAUUAUCAAUUAUGUAAAAUUUUGUCCUAAAGAAGCUUUAAUUCUUUUGCUAAAAAUUGCCUUUGAAUAUUUGCUGAGAUUAUUUCUUUGUCAUACCAUUUUUUUUUUUUUUUGUUUGCUUAUUAGCUACUCACAAAAAAAAGUUUUCAUUUUGAGUUGACAUAGUUCUGCAAGCUAGCUAUUAUUGUAGACUGUAAAUGAAUAGGAUAACAUGAGACUCUUUGCAGAAGUAAUGUUUGCAAUUUUGUUUAGUCAGAAGAACCAAUCAACCUGCUUCAUUUCAGUUGCCAGAUAAUGUUCAAGUUUUGAGCACAAAAAAAAAAUAAUAUUUAAAGCCCUUUUUGUUGGCUGACAGUGCCUCAUGUGUUGAAAACUUUUUUUUUUUUUUAGUUCAAUGAAUUUUAUUAUCUACUUUUGUUUUCCUCAUUGCAGUUCUGUGUCUUAGCAAAAAAAAAAUGUUUUGCAGUUUAUGCUUAGAAGUUCGUACAACUAUGCCUAGUUGUGCAGUACGCUUCUACUAGCGUGCACUGAUUUGUAAUAUUCUAGCUACCUGUAACAUUUUAUUUCUGGAAAGAUAAUAUUUUCACCUUGCCAUGUCUCACUUAAGUCCAAUCCUUGAUACACAUGUGCAGUCACAAGUUAAGCAAUUUAAACCACCUGCUGGUCCUAGUAUAAAUUUUGUAAAAUUACCAGACCCUAAUCUUGUGGUGGUAAGCUAUCCCAGACUGCACCCUUUUACCAUCCUGAAACUCUGAAUUCCUAUGAAAUAUUGCUGUUCAUAGUAACGAAUGCAAUGAUACUAAAACUCCAGCCCUCACAUCUGGCCCGUGUUAAAGUGCUUUCCUGUGCCUUGAAACUAUGACCCACAGUGUGCAAUGAAGUUGCAUAGGCUUAGUUCUAUAAGUCUCAUGAUUUUUCUCUUGAAAACUUAUGGCCCAAGUUAAAAAAAAAAAGAUUGAGACGGUAUGGAACCACAAAAAUGUCUGAAAGGUUUUAGUUGUUGUUUUUUUUUCUCUCUCAAUGACCAACAUUGCUAACAUGGUUUUGUUGUUGUCUAAUUUAUGAACGAACUCAUUAGUUCCCAUGUUGUACACUUGCAAAAAUGUUAUUAACGCUGUAUUUAGUAAGGCACCACUUAGUGAAAUCAGUGCUUUGUAUGCUUAUAUAUUUAGAUUCUUUUAUAAAGUAAACAUGGCUAAAAAAUGUUGUGAGUUAUGGCUCUUGAAUGUACUGAAGCUAGAAAAAAUGGGACAUUCAUUUGUCUUUUUCUUGAGAUGAUUGUCAUUUACCUCAUUAAAUGUGAUAUUUAAUCUAAGUGUAGCAAUGUAAAAAAAAAAAAUAAAUGAACUUUUCAUUUGUGGUUAUAUCAUAGUUAUAGUUUCUAAGACAAAUCCAUGAAAUCAAAGAAGUCUAGUAAGUGUUCCUUAUUCAGCAUAGUCCAUAUAAACAUUGCCAUAGUCCAUAUAAACAUUGUAUCAAUUGAAAAGAUUUGUUUAUAAGUAAACUAUUUACAUGAAAGUUCAUGAAGAACUUAACAUCAAAAUGUACAUGUUCAACUUAUUGCAAUAACUCGUAUGUCAAACGUUUAUGCGUUCCAUGGGCUGUUUAGACAUUGGGACAUCUUAACUCUUUCUCUCUUAAUUGAGGAUGUUAGCGUUGGUUUGAUUCCAUUACACUAAAUUGAUUUUUUGGAUUUAUACAUUUUAUUUUGUGUUGUGUAAAAAGAACAUGCAUUCUCCUAUAAUUCGAUACCAUAAAAAGCAUUAUCUGAUAGCAAACAAAAAAAAGUUAUCAAAGCUUAAUCAGAACAGGAUAGUGAAAUACAAAUGAGGAAAAGGAAUAACACUAUCGGAACGAGGAAAAUAAUUACGGAGAGAAAGAUGUAAGAAAUUCUAGACUCCCAAUGGAAUAGCAAAUCGUUGAAUUGAACAGAAAGAGAGAUAACUCUGGAAUGAUACGUCUCCCACAUUCAUUGUUUUGUGUCUUCAAUUUUGUCCCAUUGCUAUGUUUGUAUAUAAGACUGGAUUUAUUCUUUGACCUUUGAUGUGUAUGUAAUAAAGAUUUUGGUCAGCUUGAA